Messenger RNA from Entamoeba invadens IP1, 1392 nucleotides. RefSeq lists its product as hypothetical. The coding region runs from base 1 to 1392 and encodes 463 amino acids. The transcript has a single exon. The record is from RefSeq and is a predicted model, not a curated record. NCBI's taxonomy places the organism in Eukaryota, Evosea, Mastigamoebida, Endamoebidae.
AUGAAGAAUUAUAAGAAACUUAUCUCAGCAAGUGAAGGCUAUUUGAAGUCGGAGACUUCACAAGCACAACAAACAAAAAUGUUGGGAGAAGCUUUGGCGCUUCAAAGCAAUACAGGGAUACAAGACUUGGAUCAAGGUAUCAACUCUGUUGUUGAUAUCAUCAAUGUCAUGUUUGCGAAUAGAACAGAAACUACAAAAUUCUUCAAUGAACAAAUAGUUCCGAAUAUUAAAAAAAAUUACACGACAUAUCCAAUUAUUCUCACAAACUUCGAGAAAAGGUACGACAACGACAUUAAACGAGCAAAUGGCGCUGUUUCCAAUGCAGAGAAGAAGAUGAAACUCCAACCAACCGAAUUGAAAAAGAUUCUCGAGGAAGUCAAAGCAGCCGAAGCCUUAAGACAGCAAUGCACUGUGCAAGGACUUCAAGACACAACACGGAUGGUCCGAGAAUUAUAUUGUGGGACGAUCCAGCUUUUUGCUGAUCUUUUUGAGAAAGAAAAGAAUUCUUUAGAACAAAUAGUUAAAGUCCUAAAAGAGAAUGCACAUGAGAUCCAAAAGGUCGGUGCUGCGUCGGACAACAUUGGAGAGGAAGUCAGUGAAUUAAUCAAAGCGAAAAAGCAGACUUUAAUUGACUUAAAGUUGCUCACGCCGGAAUUCAAAGCUGUUUUAAAAGCGGCGGGUAUGAAAAGGAAGGAUCUGUGUAAUCCGGAGACCGUCCAACUCUUAAUAAGUACUGUCGAACAAGCCGUGAAAGAAGGGAAAUGUGAUCAAAGUGUGUUAGACCAAUUAACUGCACAACCCGGCAGUGAAAAUUCGUUAGUAAAGAACGCAGUCGUUGAGACUGCAGUGAACGAAGAACUCAAAGCUUUCGAAGAAGACGUCGAUGACAUAUUUGUGAAGUCACCAGCACUGAAUGACAAGAAUGUUAAGGAACAAAGUGAUGUCCCACAAAUGAAGAAGCCCGAAGAAAAAGUCGAAGAAAAGCCUAUUAAUACUAAAGUACCCCCUCCACAAGCCCCACGACUCAAAGACAAAAUUCAAGAACCUCAAAUCACAACUCCUACGGAUGCUCCUUUACUCCCACCUUCUGACUUAUUACCCCCACCAGGGUUGGCACCACCAGCAGGACUUGCUCCACCACCAAAUAUACCACCACCUCCUCAAUCGAAUAAACAAGCGCCUGCAGUCAAACCAAAAGCAAGUUUCUUGGACGACAUUAAUAAAGGGGGACACAUCUUGAAGAAGACAGAACCCCUCCCGCAAAAGAAAAUGACUGCGGCUCAACAAGGCGAUUUGACUUCAAUGUUGGCGACAGCAAUGGCAAAUAGAAGAAAAGACAUUCAGGACGACGAGGAGUCUGAAGAAGCGUCCGACGACGAGUGGUCGGACUAA